CCAGCCUCCGUCAGUCAGCAUGAAGAGCGCGAGGACGCUGCAGCAGCUCGCCAGCAGAUCCGCGGGGGUGAUAGGAGCUCCGUUCAGCGGGGGGCAGCCUCGUGCCGGAGUGGAGCGAGGCCCGGACCUGAUCAGAGCAGCAGGACUGCUGCAAAAACUGCAGGAGCAAGGCUGUGCAGUGAAGGAUUAUGGGAACCUGCAGUUUGAGGCGGUGCUGGAAGACGACCCGGUGGGGGGGGUGAAGCAGGUCCGGUCGGUGGGCGGCGCCAACAGGAAGCUGUCAGAGGCGGUGCAGGAAGUGAAGAGGGACGGACACACCUGUGUGAUGCUGGGGGGAGACCACAGCCUGGCCAUCGGCUCCAUUCACGGCCACGCGGCGGCGGUGGGGGGUCUGAGCGUCCUGUGGGUGGAUGCUCACGCAGACAUCAACACGCCGCUGAGCUCAUGGAGCGGGAACAUGCACGGACAGCCGAUGUCUCACCUGCUGCACGAGCUGCAGGACAAGGUUCCCGUCCUGCCGAGCUUCUCCUGGAUCAGACCCUGUGUUUCUGCCAGAGACGUGGUCUACAUCGGGCUGAGAGACGUGGACCCAGCCGAGCACUACCUGCUGAAGCUGCUGGGGGUCAAGGUGUUCUCCAUGACGGAGGUGGAUCAGCUGGGCGUGGCCAAAGUGAUGGAGCAGACUUGCGACUACCUCUCUGACAAAGUGAAGAAACCGAUCCACCUGAGCUACGACGUGGACGCCAUCGACCCCUCGGUGACGCCGGCGACCGGGACCCCCGUGGUGGGGGGGCUGACGUACCGGGAGGGGGUCUACAUCGCAGAACAUGUAGCUCAGACAGUUGGUAUCGGGAAACGUUUGAAGGACAUUAUUCUCCGUAAUGAAUGUGCUGGGUCAGGCCUGCUGUCGGCGGUGGACCUGGUGGAGGUGAACCCCCUGCUGGGCAGCGAGGCGGAGGUCGGCUCCACCGUCAGCACCGCCGUCCAGCUGCUGCUCGCCUGCUUCGGACGCCGCCGCCAGGGAGACCACCCCCCCGACUACCGCCUGCCCGAGCCCUGACGGCAGACAGGAUGAGGACGGAGAGGUUCAAAUGAAAAAAGUUAUGCAAGAAAGUGAUUUUUAUUCAACUACAUUAUAAAUGUUUCUCCUGUCAAUCAUAUUUAAUAUCAAUCCAUCUUUUCACUUUCACAAAACAGUAACCCACAAUUAUCCCUGAAUUGAAUCCCUAAAUAUUAUGAAAGUGUUCAAAUUAUGAAGAUAAAUCGCAGAUAUUCAAGAUAUUGAAUUUGAAUAUUGAUGAUUGUUCCCUUAUGUUUGAGAUGCGUUCCUGUAAAAUACGGCAGAGAAUAAUAUGAAACCCCACGGGUCCCUCUGAAAAGUUCAAUAUCAAGGUUUUAGAUUGAUUUUAUAAUAAGUUUAAAACCAAAAGAUCAGACUCAGUCUGAUCUCUGAGCAGAGACGUCUCGUGCUGCUUCAUGAGACCACUGUGCAAAUUCAGAUAAAAAUGUGGCCUUCAGGGGGGGGGUUAAAUAAAGGAAAAGAGACCAAGAGUG
Molecule: messenger RNA, 1554 nt
Organism: Eleginops maclovinus (Patagonian blennie)
Lineage: Eukaryota; Metazoa; Chordata; Actinopteri; Perciformes; Eleginopidae
Gene: arg1
Product: arginase 1
Exons: 8
Coding region: 20-1060 (346 amino acids)
Cellular component (GO): cytoplasm; nucleus; cytosol
Molecular function (GO): arginase activity; manganese ion binding
Source: RefSeq, a predicted model, not a curated record